ACAAAGACGCGGUUCACUGGGGAAGUGACUGCAACACUCUGUGGGACACGGGCAGCUCUGGUUCCCGGCUGAACCGGUUCCGAAAGCAGCGGGUACCUGGAGCCGAGUGAUCCCGGAGUGAUCCUCACAGCCAGUGGGAAGCUGCCGGCGGGAUGUGCUUCCGCCUCUAGGCGCUGCGCAGGGAGUGUGCCCCGUCCCUGGGCUCACAACCGGGGAGGCUUCCAGCCCCAAGCCGCCGGCUCCUGGCUCCGGAACACCCCUCUCUCAUCCCCAAAUCCCGGCCCCGAGUCCCAAAUUCCCACUCUCUCAUCCCCAAUCCCAAUCCAGGUCCCUAAUCCCGAUCCCAGUCCCAGUCCAACUACCGGUCCCCACUCCCUGUUCCCAAUUGCCCGUCCCCAAUCCCAAAUUCCCACUCCCAAUCCCCACUCUCUCAUUCCCAAUCCCGGUCCCAAUGCGGGGGUCGGCGCGGCCGGCGCUCGGGGAGAUGGCGUUCGGGAAAACGGCCAAGGAUCCUUUCGAGAGCCGGAUCGGGAACCUGAUCGAGGAAGCAACAGUAGGAACACUGAAAACCGCUGACUGGGCCCAAAUCAACCACAUCUGUGACGUGAUCAACUCCAGUGAGGAAGGGUGGGUGUGUAGGACAAGAAGAAUGGAGUACUCUGACGAUGAGAGACCGAAGGAGGCCGUCAGAGCUCUAAGGAAAAGGAUUUCAGGAAAUCUGAAUCACCAGGAGGUCAGGCUGAGCCUGCAGCUUAUCGACAACUGCACCAGGAUCUGUGGCCCAAAGCUUCACUCCCUCAUUGUCAGGAAAGACUUCGUGAAGGAUGUCCUGGCCAAAGAGCUCAAACCAAAGUACAAUGCACCCGUCGACGUCCAGAACCACAUACUCCACCUCAUUCAGUCCUGGGCAACCAGGUACCAUGGACCAGUGGACAUGAGUGAUGUGCGGGAACUCUACGUGGAAAUGAAACGGAAAGGAUUAAUCUUCCCAACGCAGGACGAGGCAUCAGCUGGCUCCUGGAAAAAUGAUAGGACGGUUGUUUCACAGGGUGAUACCUCACUGUCUACAUCCGUAUCAACAUCUUCACUCUCCUCAUCAGCGAAUGCCCACACUCCUCACCCCAGGAAUCCCAUCAGACUUGUCCCAGAGCAGGUGGGUAAACUCUACAGUGAGCUCGAUAUGGUGGCAACAAACAUUUCUGUUCUGUCUGCCAUUCUGCUGGAGAAUACCCCAGGCUGUGAGAAUCCUCAUGACAUGGAGCUGCUUCAGAAGCUGCAGCUGACCUGCCGGGCCAUGCAGGAGCGGAUCGUGGUGCUACUGCUAGAGGUGGACAAUGAGGAGGUGGUCAGCAGGCUGAUCGAGGCAAACGAUGCACUGAACCACACCUUCCUGCAGUACGAGAGGUUUCAGCGACGGAGAGAGAGAUUCAGGAGGAUGGAGGAUGAGGCUCCAGGAUCACUGAAGGACUCUGGCAUUGAACCCUCGGCUCCCAGCUCUACUUAUGACCUGAUCAACUUCACACAUUCUGCCCCAGUCGCUCUGGGUCCUACAUCUGUGCCUCAGUACUCCAACCUGAGUGUUGAAAAUGGAAUCUGUGCGAGGCAAGUGGGCCAGUGUGCUGUGAACCCCUUGCUGAGGAACAGGGCCCUGCCUGAUAUCCCAGUGCAUAAUGCAGCGAAAACUCAGCAGCCGCAGGUGGCAGUGCAGAGCUCAGUGACUGACAAACGCCCUGAACCUCUCUAUGCAAAUGUGAUAACCCCACAGUACAUGCAGCCUGUACCCUCUGCCCACAGUCUGCUGUCUAAGCCUGCUCACCCCUCCACUCACACAGGUAUGGACCAAUCGAGCGACUUGGAGAACAUGAAGGUCGAUCCAAUCAGUUUGGAAUUUGACCCACUGAGCAACAGCAACUCCCAAACCGAAGCUAUUUAUGAAGAUCUGGAUGUUGCUUUAAACAGGGCGAAGGCUGUCUAUAAUGGGAGUGCUAAAUGACUGGUACCCUGUCACUGCUUUAGUUGCUAUUGGAGAUUGUGUUUGAAUUGAAUCCUAAGGCCAUUUGAAUAAACUGGGAGCAGCGUUACCCUGAGGAUGAGCUUUGGCUGUUCACUGCCACAAAGACCGCUCACCGAGAGACUGUGGGUCUACACACAGCCAGACUGAAAGUUGGAGUACACCCGCCAUUGGUAUUAACAGCAGCCUGAGAUCUAACACAUCAAUAAACUACUCAUGGAGGAAGCAACAGCCCCACAUUGAACCUCAAGAUUCACAAUACCGUAACAUUUCCUCCAGGGAAAACUUGCACCUCGUCCCAUUGCCAAAGUUCCAACUUCACAAAAAAUUCAAGAAAAGUCAUGUUUUAAUUUCUUCAGUUUGAAGCACAGAUGCUCCAGCCCUGACAUCUUUAAAACAGCAACAUUAGUCACUGCCUUUCAGGGAGAAAUAAGGAAAUGGACAGGAAAUAUGGAAGGAACCAGCGACCGACAGGAGAUAGGAUGCAUGAGGAAAGUGCCAAUGAGGAGAAAUUAGAAAAGUGACAUUUUCAAUUUACGUCUGAAUUUCUAAUUCUCAUAACAUCCCACUUCUGUCAGCUUCUCAAAUUCCAGACCAUGUCUGUGCCUCGUCACUGAUUAUCUCCAAACUCCCUUUCCAUCCAAUGACUGUGACUGGGGUACAGUCCCACACACACUGACUGUCACUGAGAUAUGGGACCCACACGCACACUGACUCACACUGGGGUACAGUCCCACUCACACACUGACUCUCACUGGGGUACAGUCCCACUCACACACUGACUCUCACUGGGAUACAGUCCCACACACACACUGACUCUCACUGGAUACAGUCCCACUCACACACUGACUCUCACGGGGAUACAGUCCCACACACACUGACUCUCACUGAGGUACAGUCUCACACACAUACUGACUCUCACUGGGGUACAGGGCCCCCACACACACUGACUGUCACUGGGGUAAAGUCCCACACACACACUGACUCUCACUGGGGUACAGUCUCUCACACACACACUGACUCUCACUGGGAUACAGUCCCACACACACACCCUGACUCCCACUGGGGUACAGUCCCACACACACUGACUCUCACUGGGGUAAAGUCCCACACACACACUGACUCUCACUGGGGUACAGUCUCUCACACACACACUGACUCUCACUGGGAUACAGUCCCACACACACACCCUGACUCCCACUGGGGUACAGUCCCACACACACUGACUCUCACUGGGGUAUGGUCCCACACACACACUGACUCUCACUGGGAUACGGGUCCCACACACACUGACUCUCACUGGGGUAAAGUCCCACACACACACUGACUCUCACUGGGGUACAGUCCCACACACACACUGACUCUCACUGGGGUACAGUCCCACACACACUGACUCUCACUGGGGUACAGUCCCACACACACACUGACUCUCACUAGGGUAAAGUCCCACAAACACACUGACUCUCACUGGGGUAAAGUCCCACGCACACGCUGACUCUCACUGGGGUACAGUCCCACAAACACACUGACUCUCACUGGGGUACAGUCCCACAAACACACUGACUCUCACUGGGGUACAGUCCCACACACACACUGACUCUCACUAGGGUAAAGUCCCACAAACACACUGACUCUCACUGGGGUAAAGUCCCACGCACACACUGACUCUCACUGGGGUACAGUCCCACAAACACACUGACUCUCACUGGGGUACAGUCCCAGAAACACACUGACUCUCACUGGGGUAAAGUCCCACGCACACGCUGACUCUCACUGGGGUACAGUCCCACACACACACUGACUCUCACUGGGGUACAGUCCCACACACACACUGACUCUCACUGGAUACAGUCCCACUCACACACUGACUCUCACUGGGGUACAGUCCCACACACACACUGACUCUCACUGGGGUACAGUCCCACACACACACUGACUCUCACUGGAUACAGUCCCACUCACACACUGACUCUCACUGGGGUACAGUCCCACACACACACUGACUCUCACUGGAUACAGUCCCACUCACACACUGACUCUCACUGGGGUAGGGAUCCCACACACACACACACACUGACUCUCACUGGGGUACAGUCCCACAAACACACUGACUCUCACUGGGGUACAGUCCCACAAACACACUGACUUUCACUGGGGUACAGUCCCACACACACACUGACUCUCACUGGGGUACAGUCCCACACACACACUGACUCUCACUGGGCACUGCAUUCCCAUACACUCCUGGGACUAUAUGAAGGCCGUGCCAGAUCACCUCAAUAUUUAGUUCUACAGAAAGGCCAUUUUUCUGAAUCAUCUUUUGUGAUAUUAGAACAUCCGACAGUGCUUUGCUAUGCAUGAAAUAGUUUUGUUGUGGUCCCUGGUCUAAUGUAGGGAGUUACAUGUGAAAGGAAAUGCAAUGGUGAUUUGAAAUAUUAAAACUAACCUUCUAAAAGGAUUGUAAUAUUUGUAACAAUGAAUGUACGAAUAGCCUGUUGUACUUGAUGUUCUGUCUCUGCUUUUUAGUCGUGUGUUUUCUUUCAGGCCUGAUAGUUGUGUGAGCUGACCCCGUGAGGGUUUGAGUGUCUGAGCUGGAGAGAGGUCAUGGCUUGUUUCUAUUGUACGCUUUGUUCGAUAACCUCAGCUGGACUGUGGCUAGCUGACUUCCAGUUGUUCUCGGUGCACAAGGCCUCAGGAGCAGGAAAGUCAGGCCCACACGGUGAACCUGGGGCCAACAUUAAAUUGCCUGUCAGCAGUCAGUCCCCCAGUUCCUGGCCAAUCAGCGAGGAGGCACUCUGGUUAAUUUAGAAACCCAGGUAAUGUGCUGGGGACCUGGGCUCAAACCCUGCCACGGUAGAAUUUGAAAACUCUGGAAUUAAGAGUUUAACUAUGAACCCAUUGUUGGAAAGCCCUAUCACAUUCCCUAAUAUCCUUCAGGAAAGAAACCUGCCAUCCUUACCUGGUCUGGCCUACCUGUGACUCCAAACUGAUGGCAGUGUGGUUGACUCUUAACUGUCCUCAGGGCAGCAACACCCACAUUCCACCAAUUAAUAAAGAAAUGUCAGAAACUUAAAAUUGACAGAAACAAUAUUCAAAUGAAAGGAGAAAACUCUGUCAAAUGGAUUUAAUGUCAACAAAUGUGAAGUCGUCUCCUUCGGACCUGAAAAGAACACAAGACUGAAAAUGAUACUUCCUAAAUGGGGAAGCUGGUGAUCCCUAUUAAGGGAGUGACGACAACAAAGCCUCAACUAAUCGCUACUACAAACACACGAGGAGUGCUGGGACCACUUGGAAAUGAAGCGUUGGCUAUGGAGAAAGUGCAGCAUCAAUUUACCAGAAUGACACCAAGAUGCCAUGGGUUAGAAAGGGAAGACACAAAUGCAGGAUGUGUUUCUUGAAGUCCAAGGGGUGAUUUUUCCGUCUGAUGUAGGUGCUGGUAGCUGUGCUGGAAUUUGUUUCUCAUCCCUAGUGCCCUUGGAAUCAUUGGCUGUCUAGUACAUUUCAGAGGUCAGUUACGAAUCAAUCACAUUGCUGUGGGUCUGGAGUCACAUGUAGGCCAGGCUAGAUAAGGAUGUCAGAUUUGCCAUGAUGGGAUUUGAACCCACAUCCCCAGAAUAAUAGCCUGGGGCUCUAGAUUACUGAUCCCCUGAUAUUGCCUGUACCCCAGCACCUUCCCACAGAGUUUUCAAGAUAUUUAGGGGGUAGAUCUGAUAAAUAGAGAAACUAUUUUCACUGACUGGAGAGUUUAUUACCUAGUGAUAUCAUCUAACAAUUAGAGCCAGGCCUUUCAGGGGUUUUAUUUAUUCAGGGAAUGUAGGCAUUGCUCACAAGUCUAGCAUUUAGUGCCAAUCCCUAGUUGCCCCUUGAGAAGGUGAUGGUGAGCUGCCUGCUUGAACUGCUGCAGUUCAGUGAAAUGAGGAAGAAAUUCUGCAGACAAGGGGACAUAGUUCUGAGGAACGGCCUCCAGACCCAAAAUUCUGAUGUUUUCUUCGUAGAUGCUGCCAGACCUGCUGAGCAUUUCCAGCAACUUCUGUUUUUGCUCCUGACAUAGGUUUGGAGUUCUCUUCUGUAAAUGGAAACUGAAUUCUGUGUUUCUAAUGUACAUUUUAGUGGUUAAAUUGUUGCUUAACUCUUAGUGAGAAACUUGUGCUUUCACACCUCAAUCCAUUGAUCUUACUGUAUAAUCUGAACUAACAGUGCUGAGGGAGUGUGCACUUUCGGAAGGGCCACAAUUUGGAUAAGAUGUUAAACAGAAUCUCCUCUGUCAGGUGGACGUGAAGAAAAUCCCAUGGUACUAUUUCAAGAAGACAAAGUGUUUUUCCCAGUGUCCCGAUGGAGAUUUAUCUCACAAUGAAAUGCAAGGCACACCACUCUGUUAUGACCAUAUUGUCAGACCUGGUUGUGUAAAUCGGUAGCUGCAUUUCUUAUGACAGAGCACCUGACAACAAACAGUCCCCUGCUUGAUGUAAAAGUGCCUUGAGAUGUUUGUGGUUAUGAAAAGAUAACAUAUCAAUUACUUAUCUUCAUGGUAUGGAUUAAUGAAAAGGUUUUACAAUAAAGUAAGAGGAAUAAGCCGGCUUUAUGGCACUGUAGUUGGGGAGAUGGUGGGGAAGCUCUUUAAAUACGAGUUACAUGCUGAAAUGAGCUGACUGAUUUUCCUGGAUGGAUGAACAAAGAUUACCUUUUAAA
Molecule: messenger RNA, 6700 nt
Organism: Stegostoma tigrinum
Lineage: Eukaryota; Metazoa; Chordata; Chondrichthyes; Orectolobiformes; Stegostomatidae
Product: TOM1-like protein 1
Exons: 16
Coding region: 452-1993 (513 amino acids)
Biological process (GO): signal transduction
Cellular component (GO): membrane; endosome
Molecular function (GO): phosphatidylinositol binding; ubiquitin binding; clathrin binding
Source: RefSeq, a predicted model, not a curated record